AUGGCAGAACCUCAAGCACCCGCAAACGCCUCCUGGACCGACACAAUCUACAACCUCAACCGCGGCAGCAUCGACGACGAGCGCGAGCGCCUGGCCUACAACCACUUCCACGUCUGGCUGCCCCUCACCGGCGACCUCCUCCCGCCACACAUCCUCUCAGCCCUCCGAGCCCAAGAAGGACGGCCCCCGCGGAUCGCAGAUGUGGCGACGGGAAGCGGCGUCUGGCUGACGUCCGUCUCUGAGAUCGUCCCGCCGAGGUCGGAGCUCUACGGCUUCGACUUUGACCAGCUCAAAAUGCCGACGCCGCCGAUGCCGCCGCCGCAGCAGCAGCAGCCGACACUUGAGUUCCGGAAGCACGACGUCCUCCAGCCGUUUCCCGCAGAGUUCAGGGGUACGUUCGACCUCGUGCACGUCCGGCUGCUCGCGCUGGGGCUGAAGAAGGACGACUGGGACGUCGCCGUGGGGCACCUGCGCGCGUUGCUGGCGCCGGGCGGGUGGCUUUUCUGGGAGGACAUAAGUGACCUGUUCAUCAGGUUCUAUCCGCUGAGCAGGGCGUACGAGGAGUUCUGGUGGGUGACUAUGCAGCAUGAUGCGAAGGUCGGGAGGGAUAGACUGAUUCCAAUGGGCCUGCUCAAAAAGUUCCAAAAGUUGGGCUUCCAGAACUGCGAGCAAAAGAUUUGGAACUCGUGGGCGGCGGAUGAGUCAGUUCAAGAUGAAGCCACCGCGGGUAUCCUGCGCCUGAUAAGACCAUCGUUGAUGUCUAUCGUCGAAGACGGCGGGGAGGAUACGGUCAAGACGAUGGAGGACGUCAGUCGUAUUGAGAGGGAUUUAAGGUGCGAUGUAGAGGGAAAGGGUUCCCGAACUGGGUUUGAUUUCAUAUGGAACUGGGGGCAGCGACCUGGAUGA
Colletotrichum orchidophilum is the source of this 906-nucleotide messenger RNA. Its product is annotated as methyltransferase domain-containing protein. The transcript has 2 exons. The record is from RefSeq and is a predicted model, not a curated record. NCBI's taxonomy places the organism in Eukaryota, Fungi, Ascomycota, Sordariomycetes, Glomerellales, Glomerellaceae. The coding region runs from base 1 to 906 and encodes 301 amino acids.